CAGAUGGCAGUCAUGCCUAACCAAACAAACCUAUAAGCCCUAACGACUACAAACCCUCUAUUCAUCGCUGCUGCACCCACGAUCCAUGCCACCGUCGUAGAUCCUCUCUCUCCACGUUGCAGUUGCCCUCAAUGAACUUCGCUCUAUGUCGCCACCACCACUUCUUUGAUCUAGGUCGGCACCUCUAUUCACAACCGUCUCUGCCCACAACCGUCUCUUCUUCUCGUUACAGACCAGUUGUUCCUCACAUUAGCAGUUAACCAAAGAUAUCGAUUAGAGCUUAGAAGUAGGUCGAGUUCCAUUCGACGGUCAUCUCUAGCUGUUGUAUCUUACGCUCAAUCGCAGGUUGUCUCUUACAGUCGGUUAUCUCUGUUCAAUCGUUCACCAUCCCUGCUAAAUCGACUCUGCAACUACGAUUCUAAAACCGAGAACUCUACAAGUCUUUAUGUCUUUAUCAGUUUAUUGUUGUAAAUAUGUGCACGACAAUCCUGAGGAUAUCACAAAAGAGGAAGCUUGUUUGGCCGCUAACCAUGUGAAUGAAUUUGCUACACAUGUAGUUGGUUCCCCUCUAACCGAAGCUGGUGAAGGAGCUACCAAUCUUCAUGUAGACCAUGGAGUUGGUGACCAAGACCUUUCAAUGGCCAUGAAUGAAACGUCAGGGUCAGGGUCAGAGUACAUGUUACUAACUUUGAAGCAUGGUCUGGAAUUAUUGGAGCCUUUGGUAGAUGUGCCUGUUAUUUGGUGUCCCUUGAUUUGUUGAUAGUCUUAUUGAAGAAAGACUUUGUGAGGAACCCAUUAAUGAGUUUGUUCAGAGCUAUGAUAUUGUUGUCUUCAACAAGAUCUAGUUCGAUAAUGCUGUUGUUGCAAUUUUGUUGUUUCGCUAUUGUUCUUUCAUGUUGUUUUGCUAUUACUUUUUUUUGCUGUUUUGAGACUGUUUAUGUUUAGUUGUUUUGUAGUUUGUUGUUGACAUGUUAAAUUCAAUUUGUUGCA
This is a messenger RNA of Lactuca virosa, 990 nucleotides long. The record is from the annotation of a GenBank genome assembly. NCBI's taxonomy places the organism in Eukaryota, Viridiplantae, Streptophyta, Magnoliopsida, Asterales, Asteraceae.